Messenger RNA from Centropristis striata (black sea bass), 5320 nucleotides. It is a transcript of the gene foxred1, whose product is annotated as FAD-dependent oxidoreductase domain containing 1. The transcript is spliced from 11 exons. The record is from RefSeq and is a predicted model, not a curated record. Gene Ontology annotation, cellular component: cytoplasm. The coding region runs from base 199 to 1716 and encodes 505 amino acids. Gene Ontology annotation, molecular function: oxidoreductase activity. Lineage: Eukaryota; Metazoa; Chordata; Actinopteri; Perciformes; Serranidae.
CUCUUCCUGUUUUGUAUAGUUUUGACUUAAGGCUGACCUCGCUGUCAGUCUAUCCCGAUGCAGUUUGAUUGCACAAGUUUCAAGAAAAUAUAUGCAUGUUUGUUCACAUUGUUGAUGGCUGAUGGUUUGCACGGUGUAGCCUAGAGUUAAGUUAGCCGACUAGCUAGCUAGUUACUAACUAGUAGUUAGCUCACAGCAAUGUCAACGUGGCGCAGGCUGCAUGUGAAGGUGCGGGCGGCUCAUGGAUUACUCUCCCCCAGACUGGUGACACAACGGCACACAUGGCUGAAUGGACAAGUCACGUUAUGUCAAACCCUGAGUACAGGCAGACCUCUGCGGAAUGAUUUCUUCAAAGACCUGGAAGCCCAGCUAGCGGCUAUGAGGAAGAAAGCGUCGGUCGCAAUGCCUGGAAGCAACUGGAUGCCCUUUGAGAUAAACCAGAAUCUUCCUCCGGAGAGGGCCGAUAUUGUGAUCGUCGGUGGCGGUGUGAUGGGCUGGUCCAUCGCCUACUCGCUCAAGGUCAAGGAGGCGGUGCCAGAUGGAGUUAAAGUCGUUGUGGUGGAGAGGGACCCAACGUACUCCCGGGCCUCCACUGUGCUGUCUGCUGGGGGGAUCCGACAGCAGUUCUCCCUGCCUGAGAACAUCCACCUCUCCCUGGCCUCUGCAGACUUCAUGAGGAACAUCAAUUUCCACCUCGAUGUGUUAAAUGAAGACCCAGUGGACAUCCAGUUCAACCAUUCAGGAUACCUCUUCCUGGCCAGUGAGGCGUUGGCUCACAUCAUGGAGGAGAACUACAAGACCCAGAGGAGACUUGGAGCCAAAGUUUCACUUCUCUCUCCUACAAAACUGAAAGAGACAUUUCCAUGGAUAAACACGGACGGAGUUGCGCUCGCUUCAUAUGGGUUGGAGAACGAGGGCUGGUUUGACCCCUGGACUCUGCUGAACGCCUUCAGGAGGAAGGCCAUGUCUCUGGGAGUCAUCCAGUGCUACGGAGAAGUCACAGAGUUUAAAUCUGAAUUAAACACUAAGAUGAGCAAAAGUGGUGAAAAUGUGGAUUUCCGGAGGAUACAAUCUGUCAAAGUGCAGAUGCCUAACAGUCUGGAGUACCAGCCGGUGGAAUGUGGCAUUGUGGUGAAUGCAGCAGGAGCCUUUUCUGCUAAAUUGGCAGAGAUGCUGGGAGUCGGUCCGAAAGCUGGAUUCCCAGUGCCUGUUGAGCCUCGUAAAAGGUAUGUGUAUGUGUUCCACUGUCCUGAUGGUCCAGGUUUAGACACCCCCUUCGUCAUUGAUCACUCUGGAGUUUACUUCAGAAGAGAAGGCUUAGGAGGGAACUACAUCACUGGGGCAUCGCCAGAGGAGGCGGAGGAGCCAGAUACCAGUAACCUGGAGGUGGACCACAAGUUUUUUGAGGACAAGAUUUGGCCAAACUUGGCCUCCCGUGUUCCAGCCUUCGAGAAGCUGAAGGUGACGAGUUCAUGGGCUGGUUUCUAUGACUACAACACCUUCGACCAGAACGGCAUCAUUGGGCUUCACCCGCUGAUCAGCAACAUGUACUUUGCCACCGGUUUCAGUGGCCACGGCCUGCAGCACUCCCCUGCCGUCGGCCGAGCCGUGGCAGAACUGAUUCUGGAUGGAGAAUUCAAAGCAGUGGACCUGAGCAACUUCGGCUUCAAACGCAUUAUAAUCCAGGAGCCCAAGCUGGAGAAGAACAUCGUGUAGAGGAGCUGGGAACUUGUACACUUCAACACGGCUGCUAAUACCAAAAUGUUACAACUUUGGAAGUGGAGCAGGACUGUUUAUUUGGAUGUACAAAAUGUUCUUUGACACCAGAAACCUGUGUGCUUCUCAAUGAGACCCGUAAAAAUAUUCUGUUGCAAGUAAAAGUUCUAAAUUAAGGUAUGAGUAAUAUUAGUGGGCUUAAUUUUCAUCAUAUAUAACACAUUUUAUUUUCAUGUUAUUUUUAUUGUAUUCUUUUAAUUAAGUGUGUUGAUUUUUCAUCUUAUUCUCUAAACUCCAUUCUUUUUGUUAUGUACAUUCUAUGUCUAUUUAUGUCUCAUAGUUGUUGUAGGCUGUCACUAAAAGGCAAUAGUUUUAACAGAUUUGAGGAGUUAAUAUAUAUGGUCACUGUAAGGGUGAAGUAUUCCUUUAAUCAACAACAGAUGAACACUGUAAGGAAAAUCAAAGCAUAUUCAUUUUAUAUUAGUAGUUAAAUAUUUAAUUACUAUAUAUAAUUUACAACAUUUAAGUUUCACACAUAGGUUUUUAGUUGCUUCUAUGAUUUAAAGUCUUGCAGCCUUUGUUUACUUCCAUAACUAUGGAAGAAAUCGUAGCCUUGUGAUUAAAUGAAAAUAUCCUAUAAGUCAUUAUUAUAAGAAACUAUCAAAAUAAUGAGAAACUUUCUCAAAAAAUACUAAUUUUGAGAUCAAACUAAUGACUUUUUUUGUAAUUUUUCAUUACACUGGCUGCAAUGGGCAUCCGAGCAAAUUGAGCAACACUCAUUAUUACAGGUACUUCAGGGGUUAAGAUGUUGUUUAGAUAUUGUGCACCAGAUGGAGCCAUUUCUGUGUUAUUUUUAUGUCAAGUAGUCAAACCAGCAUGAAGCAUCAUCCCACUUUUAAAUCACCUUAAAGGCAAACUAUUCAAGCUAAAUUUUACUUUGGAAGUCAAAGGCAGAGAGAUUAUUUUCAGUCAGUAAAAAGAUUAAGAGAAGAGAUCAGGGCCUGAAUUAAAGACAGUACCAUGAAUUAAUUUGUUUAUUGCAAAUGUUUGUAUGAGGGAAAUGCAAUGAAAAUAGCUAAGCUGAGCACAUUAUAAUGUAAUACAUUAAGCCCAGGGGAAAAUACUACGUUCUGGUAGUAAAUUAACCAUAAAAGAACCUUAUACAAGAUCCUGAUGCUCUUAUACAGUAUUAAUGCUUUAUAAAGUGCAGGAUGUACGCUGAAUUAAUGAGGUGCAUGAAUAUUAAAUAGUGGUGGCUGUUGGUGUUAGGUAUUAGGUUAUUUAUCCAAUAUUGGCUUUGACAGGCUUAGUUGAUAAAGCUGCCUUGUUAUUUAACCCUCACAUACUAAUUUGUCUCUUGUGUAGCAGCAAGCUUUUUGCAGCUCUCAGGAUCAACAUAAAUAGCUAUUUUCCUUUUGUAAAUAGGUAAUUAAUGCAAGUUUUGUAAAGAGUCAUACUUUACAAUGAAGCCCUAGCCCUGCCGGGCUAACACAACAGUUUGUUAAGAACAGAAAAGCUUGGAUCAAAACACUCACUGCUGUUCUGACUGUCAUGUAAAGCUGCUUUAAGUAAUAUCUUAAUGUGGAAAAAAGAAGAAACUAAACCAGUCAUAUAAAUGCUGUAGAGAAAAAAAAAUAUAAAGUAGUAUAAAAUGGAAACACUCCAGUACCCCAAAAUUUUACUUGAGUAAAUAUAAUAAGUUACUUUCCACCACUGAACUACAAGUAGCUUAUUUAAGACCGUUUGGUUUGGUUCAGUGUGUGUGAUAAUACAAACUUAGUUGUGGUUUUCUCUUCUAACUACAGAGUUGUUUCUGAUCGUCCCCCUCCUGCAGCAACACGGCUGCAAAGAAACAAAAUACGUUUGAGUGAAACCUACAGAGCAGUUGUUAGCAAACCACACUAAGAGUUUCACUUGAAGAGUAAAUGCCCCUUCUUUAUGUUUGAGGCAAAUCUGAAAGUAGAACUGCAUAAAAAAAGGCCCCCAGUACCAAACUGAAACAAAUACUGAUCCCUAACCACAUAACAUUAAACAAAAUCAAACAAUGACAGCAAAGCAGAGCAGUGGAUUAUGUUUCCAGUACAGAGAAAAUAAAAAAACUUCCCUUGAAACAUGUAGAUUAAGGGCUGUUUCAAUUUCUAUUAUCAUUGCUAUUAAAGCUACUACAGUCACACAUUUCUUCCAUUUUGAUAAUAGAACUGUCUCUUUGAAAUUGCCAGCAGUUGGUUAGGUAUUGCAACAUAAAAUGAGAAAAUUGUAAAAGUCUCUCUGGUUCGUAGAUUGGAGGCUCAAGAGCAAACACACACUGGAGAUAAAGUAAGGUCUCAAUACCAGCCUUUAUUUUAGGGUAAAAUUAUGCAGAUCUGGUCUCAGAAUAACAUAAUUCUCACAGGAAUUCAGCUAGAGUGAGCCAGGAACACUAUAAAAGUUUAUUCUUCUUGGGCUAAGCCUGCCCCUGUACAAAAAAUCGACGUAUCGACAUCGAAUCUAUUGGCCAGUUACUAAUAACAACAGUUGUUCACAAUGUUUAUUCUACACAAAGUGUUAGUGUUGUUCUUACAGCCAUGUAUCUCGGAGUUACCAAGUCUAAACAUGACAGCUGAAAAAACCCAAACUGUGCCCUCGAAAAUCAGUGAGAAAAAGAUUAAAAAAUCACCAGCAAAGUGGAAAGUUACAUUUACUCUGCACAGCAUUAACAUUAUCCAAAUAUAACAAUAUCCAACUAUAAAAGGUGCUCAAGAAGCUUCAAUGUCAUUAAAAACAAGCAUGCAACACCAUCAUGCACAUAGAAGUCAUUGUACAAACCACAAUGGCUUAGAGCUUUUGAAGCAAUCAAUAUGAAAAUUUGUUUAUUACCAGUAAAUUUAGUAAAGUCUCUGCUGUUUGCUGGGCAACUGGUCCCUACUGAGAAAUAGUACAGUCCAUAAUCCCUCCAUACAACAACUAUUUACAGUUUAGUUUUACACGGAUCAAACAAAUGACGUAUAACAACUUAAUCAGUGAGCUUUGGGGCUAAUGUUAUGUGGAUUUUGUGACCUUUGGACAGAUUUAAGCAAACCCUGUUUACAGUGUUUAUGCUAAUUUAAAGGGAAACGUGAACCCUAUUUUUUUUAAAGAUUUUGUGUCCAAGUGACUACGAGGUAUUGUGUGAGAGUGCUGCGAGUACUGGCACCUGUGUAACAGGGUAUAAUGUAAUCCUUCUGUGCAUUUUUUUUACAGCAUCAAUGUAUGUUCACUAAACGUGCUUCUUGUUGUUUCUGACAGGCUCAGAUUGUUAUUUUAAGUGUCUGACAACAUUAUAGAAAGUACCCAAAAGAGGAAUACACCAUUUUUAUUAACCUUACAGUUGAAAUAUGAGGGAAUGGGCAAUUUUAAUAAUUUUUGACCAUUAUUAUUACUACUAUAGAUAACACCCAAAAAGCUUAAAGACAAAGCCUGCUAUACUGCCCUAUAAAGCCUAACUGCAGUAACUACAUUUUUGGUCGAAAUAGUUUUAACUAAAAUUGAACUCCUUGAUGUUUGUUUUAUCUUGUGACAAAGUUUUAGAUUUCAAUUUUGCUUUAUUUCAGAAAGAUAAUGAUAUAACAAUGGCAAAACUACAAAA